AUGUAAGUUGAAGCUCUAGUAAAAUUAAAAUAUACAAUAAUCGGUGUAUCCUUAACUAUUUUAUCACACGCUUUUGCAACACAAGGAGAUGUAGGCCAUUCUAAAGUACAAUAAGAUUAUGUAGUCGAUUGCAUAGAUAAUAUUGAUGCUAAAGUUGCUCUUUUAGCUUAUUGUAAGAAUAAUAAUAAAAAAGUUAUUUCUUCAAUGGGUGCAGGAAUGAAGUCAGAUCCAACAAGGGUUUAAAUAAGGGACAUUUCAGAAACUACUUAUGAUGACCUUUCAAGGGCUGUAAGGAUUAAGUUAAAAAAAUUGGGGAUUACUAAUGGAAUAAAAGUAGUACUUAGUGUUGAAAAAAGUUCGAAAGAAUUACUUCCACUUUAAAGACAUCAAGAAGAUAAGCCUGAUGAGUUCAAAGUUUUUUCAAAUUAUAGACUUAGAAUAGUUCCUGUAUUAGGUACUAUGCCAGCUAUAUUUGGAUUAGCAUUAAGUUCUUAUAUUUUGUGUGAUUUAGCAGGUUAGCUUUAUUAGCCGUAUUUAAUUGAUGAUGGAAACUUACUCUUAGCAAGAUGGAACCCUGAAGGAGAAUUUGAAGGAGAUUUUUAAAAGAGUUGA
Molecule: messenger RNA, 612 nt
Organism: Ichthyophthirius multifiliis
Lineage: Eukaryota; Ciliophora; Oligohymenophorea; Hymenostomatida
Exons: 5
Biological process (GO): cyclic threonylcarbamoyladenosine biosynthetic process
Molecular function (GO): tRNA threonylcarbamoyladenosine dehydratase activity; ubiquitin-like modifier activating enzyme activity
Source: RefSeq, a predicted model, not a curated record